This is a messenger RNA of Melospiza georgiana, 5682 nucleotides long. It is a transcript of the gene CPEB3, whose product is annotated as cytoplasmic polyadenylation element binding protein 3. Gene Ontology annotation, cellular component: nucleus; neuron projection; cytoplasm. Gene Ontology annotation, molecular function: translation factor activity, RNA binding; mRNA 3'-UTR binding; ribosome binding. Gene Ontology annotation, biological process: negative regulation of cytoplasmic translation. NCBI's taxonomy places the organism in Eukaryota, Metazoa, Chordata, Aves, Passeriformes, Passerellidae. The transcript is spliced from 11 exons. The record is from RefSeq and is a predicted model, not a curated record. Bases 119 to 2164 code for a protein of 681 amino acids.
UCUGAGUUCCGGUGUAAGAGAAAAGAGACGUGGCGAAAUUGCUGUAUAUCUCUGCCCUAUAAGCACAUCUCUCAUUUAGACUGAAGGGAAACAAGGCAUCAAAAAGGCUGCGCAAACCAUGCAGGAUGAUUUACUGAUGGACAAAAGCAAAGCCCAGCCCCAGCAGCAGCGGCAGCAGCAGCAGCAGCAAGAUCCAAACUCAGCAGAAGCCCCCUCUACACCCAUCUCGUCGGAGACACCCAAACCAGAAGACAACAGUGCAGUGACUAGUAUCGGCACAUCGGCUCCUUCCCAAAAUAGCAAGGAGAAGAUGCAGAUGGAGUCUCCCAUUUUGCCUGGCUUGAGCUUUCACCAGCCUCAACAAGAACCUGCAGCCGGCACCUCCUUGUCUCCCUCGUUUGGCAGCACCUGGUCUACGGGGACCACAAACACGGUGGAUGAUAGCUUUUUCCAAGGGAUUACUCCAGUCAAUGGGACAAUGCUUUUCCAGAAUUUUCCACACCAUGUCAACCCUGUAUUUGGUGGCACUUUCUCACCUCAGAUUGGCCUAGCUCAGACUCAACACCACCAACAUCAGCAGCAGCAGCAGCAAGCUCAGCAGCAGCAGCAGCAGCAGCGGAGGUCACCUGUGAGUCCUAACCAGGCACCUUUCGCCCAGAGAAAUGCUGCUUACAGCCAUCAGCCCAUCAUGACCAGCAAACCGUCUUCCUCCUCUGCCUCUUCUUCUUCCUCCUCCAGCUGGAAUAACCAUCAAAACGCGGCUUGGAGUACACCUUCCAACCCUUGGGGUGGGCUGCAGGCUGGUAGGGACCCUCGAAGGGCAGUUGGAGUGGGGGUUGGCGUGGGAGUGGGAGUCGGCGUGCCCUCCCCCCUCAAUCCCAUUUCACCCCUUAAAAAACCCUUCUCCAGCAAUGUCAUUGCCCCUCCGAAGUUCCCACGGGCUGCACCCUUAACCCCCAAAUCCUGGAUGGAAGACAACGCGUUCAGGACGGACAACGGCAACAAUCUGUUGCCUUUUCAGGACCGGAAUAGGCCCUAUGACACUUUUAACUUGCACUCUUUGGAAAAUUCCUUAAUGGAUAUGAUAAGGACUGAUCAUGAGCCUCUGAAAGGUAAACACUACCCUCCCAGUGGCCCACCAAUGAGUUUCGCUGAUAUAAUGUGGAGGAAUCAUUUUACAGGGCGUAUGGGAAUAAACUUCCAUCAUCCAGGAACAGACAAUAUUAUGGCUCUUAACACCAGGAGCUAUGGGCGGAGAAGAGGUCGGUCUUCACUGUUUCCUUUUGAGGAUGGCUUCCUAGAUGACAGCCAUGGGGAUCAGUCAUUGUCCUCGGGCCUCAGCUCUCCGACGCGCUGCCAAAACGGGGAACGAGUGGAACGCUACUCUAGGAAGGUGUUUGUUGGAGGGCUCCCUCCUGACAUUGAUGAAGAUGAGAUCACUGCCAGCUUUCGUAGGUUUGGACCUCUUGUGGUGGACUGGCCUCACAAAGCUGAAAGCAAGUCAUAUUUUCCACCUAAAGGUUACGCCUUUCUGCUGUUCCAGGAAGAAAGCUCUGUACAAGCUCUGAUAGAUGCCUGUCUGGAAGAAGAUGGAAAACUUUACCUAUGUGUGUCAAGUCCCACAAUCAAGGAUAAACCAGUGCAAAUUCGACCUUGGAACCUAAGUGACAGUGACUUUGUGAUGGAUGGGUCUCAGCCUUUGGAUCCAAGAAAAACAAUCUUUGUUGGAGGAGUUCCACGGCCUCUCCGAGCUGUUGAAUUGGCAAUGAUUAUGGACCGUUUAUAUGGAGGUGUCUGCUAUGCUGGCAUUGAUACAGACCCAGAGCUGAAGUACCCCAAAGGUGCUGGCAGAGUGGCUUUCUCCAAUCAGCAGAGCUACAUUGCUGCUAUCAGUGCUCGCUUUGUCCAGCUCCAACACAAUGACAUUGAUAAACGGGUGGAAGUGAAGCCAUAUGUGCUGGAUGAUCAGAUGUGUGACGAAUGCCAGGGCACUCGCUGUGGUGGGAAAUUUGCUCCAUUCUUUUGUGCCAACGUUACCUGCUUGCAGUAUUACUGUGAAUACUGCUGGGCCAGCAUACACUCUCGUGCUGGGCGGGAGUUCCACAAACCACUGGUAAAGGAGGGAGGCGACCGGCCCCGCCACGUCCCGUUCCGCUGGAGCUGAACCCCGGCCGCAGCCAGCAAGAAGUACUGGAGUAAAUAAAAUUGAGUGAAAAGAGAGCGCUGCCUCAGGGCUUAGUGUUCUGGAAAUCUGUGCAUUCGUCCUCGACUUUAAUGAAGAUAUGGGUCUUUUAUUACUAUUAUUAUUAUUUACAGUCACAUUACUGAACUCAGUGUCCAGUAUAAUACAAACCGGCAGAGUGUAACUGUACUGAUUUUGCACUUUGAUUCACACAAACAUCUGCUUGGUACCUUAAUUUCCUACACAAGACUUGUCACUAGUGACAUUAUGUAGACUGCCAUUCUCAUCAGUCUUCAUGGGCUGAUGCGUAUGUGAUGAAGAUUUUUUUAUUGUAAUUAUAAUUAUUUUUAUUUUUAAACUGGAGCAUGCACUUAUUUUCAGAAAUUUAGACUUGCCCCUAGCAGAUGACUUACCAAAGGUAAUAUUCACGAGUAGGUGGCAGAUGUAGCAAAAACUUAAACAGAUAUUCAGCAAUCAUUAGUUUGGGUCAUUUAGAAUAGUAAUAACCCUUAAAGAAAAUAAGCCUUUAGUUGCUCUCGAUUUUGACUUGUAAGGAUGAUACCUCAUAAGCUGGAUCAGACUUUUUUCUUUUAUUUUGCUGAGGGGUUUUUUUUUGUUUGUUUGUUCUGUUUUGUUGGGUUUUUUUUGUUUUGUUCUGUUAGGUCUUUUAGUGUUAUGUAAAUGUAUGCUGCAAUAGCUUUUGCUGCUAUUAAAAUGGUAUUACUAAUACCAUAAUACUCUAUUCAGGCUAGGGUAUCAAUUAAAAAUGAAUAUGUGAUUAAAAUAGUGAUGGCUGCUGAAAGGAGAUCAGUAUAGCAUACAGAAAAGCUUCCAAGGAAGGUCAAUAUUUUUUGACUGCAUGUUUACUUAAUCAGGUUGCUGCAUGCAAUAAAUUUUAUAUAUGUCUAAUAUAAAACCUGCCCACAAUGCACAAAUUAUGAAUCUACGUAGGCUACAAAAUGCUCAGUAACAAAAAAAAAAUUGAUUACUGACUGGAGGAAGGCAUGCCUCAGUAAAUGUAAUGCUUCUGAAAUUAGGAUCAGCCCAUUACAGAAUGACCUAUAUUACAACAAAUAUAAAAACUAGCUGUAGGAUAUUCUUAAAAAAAAUUUGUGGAUGGUAGAUGAAGUACUUUGCGGUGCUCUGUUAUAUAUCGUGCAAUUUAUUUUAUAUAGUAAAGUGAUUAUGUCUAGUACUGUGAUCAAACUUAACUGUUAAAGCCUCUGUAUCUGACAUUAACACAUUUUUGACAGUUCAUAACAGGUACAUAAACAGAAAUGAGCUCUUAGUUACAAUCUCUUUCCUAAUGCUUGCAUCAUUUACGUAGCUGCAGACCUUGUCCAGAAAACCAAAGAGCUCAUGCUGGCGUACAUACACUACCGAUUAGAUAGUCUGUCAAAUACUAACCUAGGCACAUUUAAGGAAGUUAGGAAACAAAGUGGUGCUAAAGAAAUGUCUGCAUAUUAAAGUAACAUGAGAUGUCUGCUCUGUGGAUGUGGCGUUAUCUCUCUAAUCCCUGGAUGUAUCCUGUGAAGCUUGAAUACAAUUAAGACCUGCUAACACAGUGGACAUUUUUUUAGCAUGAACUAUGGGGCUGCAGAUAGCAUAUAAAUAUAAACACACUUGGUAUACUAAUGAUUGUGAGAAUGUGUACACUAUUUUUUUUUCUUUUUCCUCCUUUGUUUUUGCAGUUCUGGGGACAAUCUGACUGGAUAUGACACCGCAUAGUAGAUUUAAAUGUUCUGGGUUUUGUUUGUUGUGAUGUCCUUCUUUGUGUCUAAUUUAGUAAGUUGGUUUUCCCGAUGUUUAGUUGCAAGUAUUGGCUUUGAAAGGAUUUUUUCUGUUUUUGGAGAAAAAAAAAAGAAAAAAUAGUUUUUUACUGGUUUAAAAUGCUUAUUAUAAUUAUCCCUUUUGAAGUUACUUCUGGGCGGUUUUGUGAUAUUGCUUUUCCCAGCCCAGGUGUCUUUUCUGUUUUUUUUCAUCUGUACAAGACAUUUUGUUAUGCACUACUUUUUGUAUCUAGACAGUUUUCAACAGUUGGCUGAUGAUUUUUUUUAAAGAAAAAGGCAUGCUUUCUGACUGACAUGAUCUUUUGCAAUACCUCAAUUUUGAAAUAUAGGAAAGAAAAUGAUAUUUUCUAAGUAAGUUUAUUCAGAAAAAUAUAUAUUAAUUUAAUUCUGCAAGAAAAAUGAUUUAACAGAUGGGUAACUUUAUUUUUUUCAUGCUUAUUUGAGUUUUUUUGAAAAUGAAGAAGUUAGAGCUUUAUAACUGUAAUAUUAAAGAUCAUAGCUAACCUACAGAAGUCUACCUAAUUAUGUGAAAGAAGUAAACCUUUUUGAAGAAAUACCCCUCUUUCAUGUAGAAAAAUACUCCCAGAGAGAAAGAGAGCGAGAGCGAGAGAAGCUGGAAAAUGUACAAUAUAGCAUAAUGUUGGAUUAAAUCUGAAGCAAAAUCAUCAUAAAGAACAGGUGUAAACACAAACUCCAUUUGGUGCUGAAAGUUGUGAAUAGAAGGUGAAAAAAUAUUUUCCCUUAAUUUGUAUAUUUAUAAUCAAGUGUGAUUAUGCACGACUGACCAGAAUUGUGAGAGUUCUUCUGUUUGUAUUUUUUUAAAGAGAACUUUUUUUAGUUUAUUAAAUUAUGACAUGCUCCCUUUUGUUUUGUAAAUGAAUGUGCCCCUGAGUUGUUAAUAUGUUAUAUUAAAAGAGGGUCCUUCAAAAAAAGUUAUUUUUUAAAAUAUGGAGUUCUGAACUGCAACUUGACUAAGAAGCCCCUGGGUACAACAGGUCCUAUUGUGGCCUUUUCUGAUGUGAGACUUGAACUAGUCGAUUUUUUUGAAGGCUAACCUAACCUCGACUAUUUGUUGUUAUGUGCAAUACUGUUUGUACUGUUUGUAUAAAAAAAAAGAAAAAUGAAAAGAAAAAAGGCAUAAAUCUUUAUUGCAGAUUUAUUUUCAUUGCAGACUUUAGACAUUGUGAUUCACUAAAAUCAUUUUUCUACUGUCAAAUAUGUACCUUUUCUUCAUGCUGGUAUUUUUUCAAUAGUAAUGUAGCCUUUGUACUGAGACAAAUUUUCAUUGUUAUUUUUAGAAAGAUUUUUUGCUAAGAAAAAAAUUAAACAUAUUUACAUAUUUUUCAUUUUUAUUUCGUAUUUUCUUUAAGGAGUGCUUUCUCAACCAUUAAUAUAGUUGUUUCUGGGAGAGACUUUCAUAUCUGGUCAAUGUCAUUAAUAUUAUUUUGUAUUUUUACUUGGAAUAAAUUAAUUUUAUGAUGCUGAUUCUUUAAAAGUUUAUUUUUUUCAUUUUCAGUUAUUUUUGAAGCUAAAAUCUUUGUAAUAUUGUUACUAAAGUGUCUAGUUUUUUGAAAUGCAAAGCUUUAUGUAUUAACUUGCUGAUGUGGUUUACAAUAGUGUGGCAAUGAUGAAAAUGGUUGGUUAUGUAAAGUGAUUGGAAAAUUGUAACAAAGAAUUGGGCAAUAAAAUGACAGAAUGAAGCAGAAAAAA